This is a messenger RNA of Penicillium salamii, 1719 nucleotides long. The record is from the annotation of a GenBank genome assembly. NCBI's taxonomy places the organism in Eukaryota, Fungi, Ascomycota, Eurotiomycetes, Eurotiales, Aspergillaceae.
AUGAAGGCCUGGACAUUUGGUUCCCUCGUGGCUCUUGCGGCCCCAGCAAUCGCCUCUGACUGCCACUGUUUGCCGACAGACAGCUGCUGGCCUGCUCCCUCCGCCUGGAAUGCCCUGAACUCUACUGUGGGUGGUAGCUUGGUGGCGACAGUGCCCAUUGGCAGCCCCUGCCACGCUCCCCAUUACGAUGGCGCUGCCUGUGCAGCUCUCAAGGCCGCCUGGUACAAGCCAGAGCCUCACUUCGACUCUUCCUCGUCUGUGAUGCAAACUUACUUCGCCAACCAGACUUGCGACCCUUUCACUGCCAAGUCUAAGCCUUGCACUCUCGGAAACUACGUGAGCUACGCCGUGAAUGUGUCUUCCAGCGACCAAGUCAUCGCUGCUGUGAACUUCGCUCGCGAGAACAACAUUCGCUUCGUUAUCCGUAACACCGGCCAUGACUACCUUGGUCGCUCUACUGGUGCUGGUGCCCUCUCUGUCUGGACUCACCACCUGACCGACAUUGAGUACCAAGAUUGGUCCGGCCCCUACUACCAGGGUCCUGCAUUCAAGGUUGCUGCCGGUGUGGUCGGUUACCAAAUUCUCGAGGCCGCUCAUGCCAAGGGUCUCGUCGUUGUUACCGGCGAAUGUCCCACGGUCGGCCUCGCGGGUGGUUACACCCAGGGUGGUGGUCACUCGGCUCUCAGCACUGAGUUUGGUCUUGGCGCUGACAACACCCUCGAGUUCGAGGUUGUCACCGCUGCUGGUGAGUUGGUCAAGGCCUCUCGCACCGAGAACGAGGACCUCUUCUGGGCUCUGAGCGGUGGCGGCGCCGGUAACUACGGUGUUGUCAUCUCCAUGACUGUCCGUGCUUACCAGGACGCACCUAUCUCCGGUGCCUCUCUGCAGCUUGGUGCGACUGGAAUCAGCACCGAUACUUUCUACGAGGCUGUUUCUCAGUUCCACUCUCUGUUGCCUGCCAUGAUCGACCAGGGUGUGACCGUUAUCUACCAGAUGACAUCCAGCUUCUUCAUGAUUGCCCCCAUCACUGCCUACAACCAGACCACCGAUGAUGUCAAGGCCAUUCUCGAGCCCUUCACAACCGCUCUCACCAAGCUCAACAUCACCUACAAGACUGCCUUCACCACGUACGACUCGUACUACGACCACUACAACCACUACAUGGGCCCUCUUCCCUGGGGUAACCUGGAUGUGGCUACUUACCAGUACGGUGGCCGUCUGAUGCAGCGCCAGAACCUCGAGGAGAACUACAACGGCAUCGCAGCUGCCCUCCGCACUAUCACCCAGGCCGGUGUCAUCGCUGUCGGUGUUGGUAUGAACGUUUCCGCCCCCACCAACGUAUCCAACGCCAUCUUCCCUGCUCUGCGCAACGCCGCCGUGACGAUGCAGAUCGGUACCCCUUGGAACGAGACUGCCCCAUGGUCCAAGAUGGUCGAUGAUCAGUUCAAGAUCACCAACGAAUAUGUGCCCCAGCUCGAGAACGCUACUCCCGGUAGCGGAACUUACCAGAACGAGGCCAACUUCCGCCAGUUGAACUGGAAGGAGACUUUCUUCGGCAGCAACUACAACCCUCUGUUGACCGUCAAGCAGAAGUGGGAUCCUGAAUCAUUCUUCUAUGCUCUUAAGGCUGUCGGCAGUGACGCCUGGACUGUCUCGGAGUCUGGUCGCAUGUGCCGAUCCUCUACGGCCACUCGUAGCACCGGUGCAUGCCGUGCUUAA